UGUUUUACACUGAUUGCUUUUACACCCAUAAAGGCUGUAAAAGCAAUAAUUCUCCUUCUCUCUGGCUGCAUUCUUCAUUGCGCAUACUCUUAUGAGAUUUUUGUUCACAUGGUACAAGGCUGCAUUCAUUUUGUGAAUAGCCUUGUACCAUGUGAUCUCUGUGAUCAUUCACAGAUAUCACACGUAGUAAGCAAUGAUGUCAGAAGUGACAUCUUGCUUACUACUAUUCAUGUGAUUACUGAUUGGCCAAUCAGUGAUCACAUGAUCGGGACCUCACACAGAGGUCCUGUACAAUGAU
Staurois parvus is the source of this 298-nucleotide messenger RNA. The record is from the annotation of a GenBank genome assembly. NCBI's taxonomy places the organism in Eukaryota, Metazoa, Chordata, Amphibia, Anura, Ranidae.